Molecule: messenger RNA, 2628 nt
Organism: Lodderomyces theae
Lineage: Eukaryota; Fungi; Ascomycota; Pichiomycetes; Serinales; Debaryomycetaceae
Gene: CTN3
Product: carnitine O-acetyltransferase
Exons: 1
Coding region: 1-2628 (875 amino acids)
Biological process (GO): carnitine metabolic process
Cellular component (GO): cytosol
Molecular function (GO): carnitine O-acetyltransferase activity
Source: RefSeq, a predicted model, not a curated record
AUGGCUACUAUCACUGACUUCAACAACACCACUUUCCAAUAUGAAGCUCAACUUCCAGCUUUACCUGUUCCUUCACUAACCCACACUGUUCAACAACUAUUGGGUGCUUUGAAACCAAUUUCUUCUCCAGAAGAGUAUCAGCAGCUUCUUUUAGAAGCUAGCGACUUUGUCAACAAUGACACUGUCAAGCUUAUUCAGUUGCACUUGGAAACAUUGUACAAGAAACAUCCAGACAAAAGCUAUCUCAAUAUUGUAAACAAUGACAUGACUCCUGCCAUUUAUGGAGAAAUCAAGUCAGACAUUUUACCAAGAAAUCCAUAUCUCAUAUUGGAAGAUGAUCCAUACGCUAAAACCAUCCACCCACCUAAUCAAGCUGAACGUUCGGCAAAUUUAGUCAAUUCCACUUUGAAGUUGAUUGUUACAUUGAGAAAUUUCACCUUCAAACCAGAUGUAACUCCCAAGAACCAAGUCCCCUUGACUAUGCAAUGUUUUUAUCACUUGUUUGGUUGCACUAGAAUCCCCGAUUUUGAAGGUGGCACCAGUGACAUUAGUAUGAAAAAGUACAAACACAUCAAUGACUCAAGACACAUCAUCAUUCUCGCAAACAAUCAGUACUAUUCUUUAGAAGUUUUAACCGAGUUUGAUGAAGAGCUAUACAAGGAGACCAAGACCAAGCAUCAAAUUGUAUUUCAUGAUCACGAAUUGGCUGAUAUUUUCCAAGAUAUUAUUGAUGAAACUGACAAGAUUCCUCCUCAAGACUCUAUAAAAAACUGUAUUGGUUCAAUCACAACCCAACCCUUGAAGAAUUGGAAAAAGGGAAGAUUGGAAUUAAACAAAUCUAAUCCUGAACAGUUGAAGUUGAUUGAUGAUGCAUUGUUUGUUGUUGUACUAGACUCCAACUCGCCUGAAACGGACCAGGAGAAAACUUCAGUUAUUUCUCAUGGAUCAUCAGUAUUGACCGAAUCAAAUAUUCAAUCUGGUACUUGCACUUCAAGAUGGUAUGACAAGUUGCAGUUGAUAGUUACCAAGAACUCAGUAGCUGGGAUUGUUUGGGAGUCAUUGACUAUGGAUAGCACUGCCAUCUUGCGUUUCAUUAGUGACAUUUACACCGACUCAGUAUUGAAACUCGCCAAGAAUAUCAACGGUUCAGAAUACACAUUGUUUGACGAAGCAGUUACUUUUGCAAACUCAACCAUUGUCAAACCUCAACCACAAUUGAUUCAAUUCAAUUUAACUGAGCGUUUACAAUUUCUUAUUCAUUUGUCAGAAACUUCGUUGGCUGAUUUAAUCAACCAACACGAGUACAAAACGCAUACAGUAAAGUUGGAAUCUCGCUUGGCUCAAGAGUAUGGUCUUUCUGUGGAUUCAAUUAUGCAAAUCUGUUUUCAAAUUACAAAUUAUUCUUUGUAUGGAAGAAUGGUCAAUACUUUGGAACCAAUCAUGACACGCAAGUUUAGAGACGCAAGAACUGAAUUGAUAACCGUGCAAAAUGAGUCGGUUGCCAACUUGUGUAAAUUGUACAUCACCAGUGCCAACUCGGCUGAGAAAUUUGCUGCUUUUAAAGAGUGUUGCAAUAUGCAUAGAAUCCAGUACCAUGACGCAAUGAUGGGGAAAGGAUUUGAACGUCAUUUCAUGUCCAUUGCGCAAGUAAUUCACAAACCAGAGGCGGCAAAACGGUUAAACAAGAUGAAUCCGGACUUGCCACCAAUUCCGACAUUUGACGUAGAUGAGGAAGAGAAGCGUGUUCAAUUACCCUUGAUGUUUAAUACCUGCGUUGAUAAGUUGCUGAACCCUGAACUUCUUAUCUCAAAUUGUGGUAACCCAGCAUUGCGUUUGUUUGGUAUUCCACCCGCAAUUGACCAAGGGUACGGAAUUGGGUACAUUAUCCACAAUGAUAAAGUCAUAAUCACUGUUUGCUCUAAACAUCGUCAAACGGAAAGAUUUUUGGGUACUUUCCACAAGGUAAUUCACGAUUUGAAAAUCCUGCUCAAGAAACAUGCUAGUUUUGUCAUGCAUCUCAGUGAAUCGGAAAAUCGCAAGAUUGAAUUUCAAAAAUUACGAAUUGAGAAUGAACUUAGUCAUGUUAGUCUUACUGAUCCAUCGUUGAAACAUCCUAUUUCAUUGACUGUUGGCAACAAUACUGAAUCGACUCCAGUUUCGCCAAUGGAGCGUCAAAACUCAGAUGAGACCGCCACCUCAUUCACAUCUGAUGGAGGCGAAGAUUCCGAUUUCGAGUUGCUUGGUGGAUACGGUUACUUUGAUUAUGGAAAUCUUGAUCUUCGUUCAGAGGAUAUCUCACGCACACAAUCAAACUUUACCAGUGGUUCUCAAUCGGCGAUAUCCAGCGCAUUGAGUUCAAGAUCGCAUUCACAAACGAAUUUGACCAAGUAUGCAAUGACUCAUGGCUACGAUAUCAAGCAUAAGCAGAACUUGACUGAUCGUAUUAGAGAUAAGUUGAUGUCGCCUAGUGAGGAGAGUAUGCAUGUGCCGGGGAAAAAUAAUGGUGAGAAAGCAGCUAUGGGAGCUGCUGCUAGUGAAGGAGAUGUUGACACAGAGGAGGAAGAGAAGAAAAGGCGUGCGCCACGGAAAGUAUCCAUUGGUAGAGCGCUUGAGCUUAAUUACCAUUGA